Molecule: messenger RNA, 1117 nt
Organism: Boleophthalmus pectinirostris (great blue-spotted mudskipper)
Lineage: Eukaryota; Metazoa; Chordata; Actinopteri; Gobiiformes; Gobiidae
Product: B2 bradykinin receptor-like
Exons: 2
Coding region: 41-1084 (347 amino acids)
Biological process (GO): G protein-coupled receptor signaling pathway; neutrophil chemotaxis; immune response
Cellular component (GO): membrane
Molecular function (GO): bradykinin receptor activity
Source: RefSeq, a predicted model, not a curated record
UGGAAAACACCUCGGAAUCCCAGCUGGAAAACACCUGAGGAUGUCAAACAUGGACAUGCCAACCAGUUUUCCCAACACCUCUUUUCCCAACACCGUGGAAAAGGACUGUAACCACAGCUUUCUCAACAACUGGAACAACUGGGUCCCUCCGUACAUCUACGUCAUCACCGCUCUGGGCAUCCCCCUCAACCUGCUGGUGCUCCUGGUCUUCCUGCUCCACAAGAAGAAAUGCUCCGCCACCGAGAUCUACCUGUGCAACAUGGCCGCCGCCGAUCUCCUCCUGAUGGUCUUCUUGCCUUUCUGGGGCGUAUACCAGGCCAAUUAUCACGUCUGGACUUUCGGUGGACCUACGUGCACAGUUGUCAGUCUUCUAAUGGUCAUGAACUACAACUGCAGCAUCUAUUUCCUUGUCCUGGUUUGCGCUGACCGUUUUUUAGCGUUGGUUUACCCGCUGACACAGUGCAAACUGCGUAGACGUAAAUACGCAAUGUUGGGUUGUUUUUUGGCUUGGUGCUUGGGUCUGCUGCUAAACAUCCCGACUCUUAUGUGCAAAAGAGCCAUAUUAUAUGACAACAAAACCUUUAGUGACGGUAUAGAGGAAUACACAUGCCAGUGGAAUUGUUCCCCGGAUUUUUAUUUCACACAUGAGGUGAUACAAACCAUUGUGGCGUUUGUUAUUCCAUCUCUCAUCAUUUUAUUCUGCACUGUUAAAAUCCUCCAAGUGCUGAGAGCAAGGCCUAGCAACGAAGACAGCACACUACAAAAGGAACACAAAGCCACCGUUUUAAUUCUUAGCGUGUUGUUGGCGUUUUUCAUCUGCUGGUUGCCGUUUAGCUUAACUAGAAUGAUAGAGCAAGCGGUAAGAUACAAACUCAUUCGGGAAACGUGCAGCCUAAUACAGCACUUGUAUAUCUGCAGACUUCUCUUCGUCAACUUUGGGUUCUUCAACAGCGUUCUUAAUCCCAUCCUGUACGUCAUCGUGGGUAAGAAUUUUCGGAAGAAAAUGAGAGAGGUGGUGGGAGGCCGUGAGUCAUUUAAAAUUCCCAGCACUUUGUUCACCACAUCCACUGUCAGAGGAUCUUAGAAUCUGUAGUUUCUGUCCAGCCGUCCGUCUUGG